Messenger RNA from Brassica rapa (field mustard), 753 nucleotides. Its product is annotated as cyclin-dependent kinases regulatory subunit 2. Gene Ontology annotation, molecular function: cyclin-dependent protein serine/threonine kinase regulator activity. The record is from RefSeq and is a predicted model, not a curated record. NCBI's taxonomy places the organism in Eukaryota, Viridiplantae, Streptophyta, Magnoliopsida, Brassicales, Brassicaceae.
GCAAGUUUUAGAAAUAGAAAGGGGAAAGUAGUGGAUAGACAGAACCAGGAGAAUGAACCGGUUUGGUUAACAAUAAAAACCGUGGAAUCACAUUGUAGGGCAUCAUCAACUUAGUGAGCGGGAAGGAGCGGCUCCAAAGAAAUUCAAAACUCAAAAGAACACAACACAGCCGUUGCUCAAAAUUGCUUAUAUUCUCUCAUUAAUUACAUCUCUGCCCCCAAUCCUUUAUAUUCCCUUUCGCCCCCAUUCUCCUUCAGAUUCAUCUUUUCUUCUUUAUUGCUCAGUUUUUUUUUUAAAGAGGAUGGCUCGGAUCGAAUACUCUGACAAGUACUUCGAUGAUACUUACGAGUACAGGCACGUCGUACUUCCUCCAGAGGUUGCUAAGCUUCUCCCUAAGAAUCGCAUCCUCGCCGAAAGUGAAUGGAGAGCAAUAGGAGUGCAGCAAAGCCGUGGAUGGGUCCAUUACGCUAUUCAUCGCCCUGAGCCACACAUCAUGCUCUUCCGGAGGACUCUCAACUACCAGCCUCCAAAUCCCAUUCCUAAGUAGAUUUUAUUUGGUUUAUAUGUCUCGCUCGCGUAAACACACACUCUCUGUUUCAUCUCUUUUUAUUUUAUUUGUGUUCUUGAAUUCUCUCUUCGGUGGAGAAUUGUUUUUUGAGUUGUAGACGAACCACUUUAUCAUGUUUGGCAUCUUCAACUUCUACAUGUUUAAUCAGACUAUCUUAUUCAUUAAUCAGUGUGUUCAUCAGACUA